UUGCCGUUCACCGGUGACCUGUAGCCACGCGCGUGGUAAAUACGAAGCCCACGGCGGCGGCGGCCGCAGCAGCGAAGCCUGCGCCUCUCGCUCGCCUGACCUCCAUCUCACAUCCUCCUCCGCCUCUCUCCGAUUCCGAGACCCUCGCCGCGGCGGCGAACGAAGGAUGCCGGCGAUGGCCUGCGGCGCCCGCGCGGGGGCCGCCUUCCCCUCCCCCCGCCCCGCCCGCGCCCCGUGGCCUCCCGGGCGCUUCCGGGCCCUUGUCCCUGCUCCGCCCGCGCUGCGGCUAGGGCUCCUCCGCCUUCCCCCUCCCAUGGCCUCCACCAUCGACUCACCCGGGAGCUCCUCCGACUUCGCCAAGCGCAUGGAGCGCGCGUGGCUCAUCUCCCAGCAACCAAGACCUAACCCAUGUUCAUCUUGUCAAUCUGCUGGGCACGUGGAGUGCAAGUGGUGUACCGGCACAGGUUUCUUUAUCCUCGGCAACAACAUGUUGUGUGAAGUACCCUCAAAAAACACGAAAUGUGUGAUAUGCUCUGGAAAGGGCUUCGCAACUUGUGCUGAUUGCAAAGGAACUGGGUUUCGUGCCAAGUGGCUUGAGGAUCCUCCUGUCGACAAAUGAAGCAGAGGAAGUUUACCAUACCGUAAAACUUUUCUAGUUAAAAUUAAUCUUUGCUAAUUGUAUGUACAUCUGUUCAUAUUCCUCUGUACGUACAAGUGGUACUAUGAUAUUUUUGCACUGCCUCAGCUAUUUCCCUAUGCUGAUAAGUCUUGAAUUUUUCAUUACAUCCUUUGUGUAACAUACAAAAUUACAAAGAGGUAACUCCCCUCUCAUAUGUGUAGACUUUUGAUUCAACCGUCUGCAGACGUGCAGAAAAAAACAGGAUUGUAAUUCCCUUUUCUCAGCAUAAGAUAAUAACAAUUAUGUAUGUAAGAAGGUAAAUAUUAUUGCGUAAAGGCUUCAUGUAUCCAUUCUGAAAUACAGUUCAA
Oryza sativa Japonica Group (Japanese rice) is the source of this 987-nucleotide messenger RNA. RefSeq lists its product as uncharacterized. The record is from RefSeq and is a predicted model, not a curated record. Lineage: Eukaryota; Viridiplantae; Streptophyta; Magnoliopsida; Poales; Poaceae.